Papilio machaon (common yellow swallowtail) is the source of this 1295-nucleotide messenger RNA. RefSeq names its product elongator complex protein 4 (gene Elp4). Lineage: Eukaryota; Metazoa; Arthropoda; Insecta; Lepidoptera; Papilionidae. The transcript is spliced from 7 exons. Gene Ontology annotation, biological process: tRNA wobble uridine modification. The coding region runs from base 156 to 1271 and encodes 371 amino acids. The record is from RefSeq and is a predicted model, not a curated record. Gene Ontology annotation, cellular component: transcription elongation factor complex; cytoplasm; elongator holoenzyme complex.
CAUAUCAUCAGCAUCUUCUGUUUUACAGUUAUGAAAUAAAAUGUCAUUCUUCUAAUAUUUACUUAAUGUUUUUAUAACCUAACAAACAUUGAGCUCGAAUUAUUCCAUAUGUCCAUACAUUAAUUUGCAUUACAUAUUAUUUCUAAAUUAUAAUAAUGUCUAGUUUUCACAAGAAAUUGGAUUCACAAUACAGUAUCAGAGGAACUAAACUAAAAAAUAAUUUACCUUUUAUAUCUUCUGGUAUUCCAUCGUUGGAUCACAUAAUUGGUGGUGGUUUACCUUCAGGAGCAAUUUUUGCUGUUGAGGAAGAUGUUUUGGGCAGUUACAGCAGAGUUCUAACAAAGUACUACCUAGCUGAAGGUGUUACUUCGGAACAUGCAUUGUUUAUUGCUUCUGCGGAUGAAGAUCCUAAAAUAAUUGUGAAUGAAUUGCCACAGCCAUGUGUAGAUUUACCAAAAGAAGUAGCCCCAAAGGAAGGCAAUAUUGAGAUGAAAAUAGCAUGGAGAUACGAGGGACUGGGCCAAGUGGAAUCUUCCUUUGGUAGCAAUUCCUCAUUUGGACAUAAUUUUGACUUAAGCAAACAUAUGGAUAAAGAAACUCUACAAAAUAGAAAUAUCACUUAUUGUUUUUUAAAUGAAGAUGAAUAUGGAAACAAAGAUGAAGUAAAAGGCUUCAAGAAUUACAUGUUUUUUAAACUGUUAACUAAUAUCAAAGAGCUUGUAUCAAAAGAAGAGUUCCAAACAAGUAGUAAAAACAAAAAUAUUUUACGUAUAAACAUACAGUCACUUGGCUCACCAAUCUGGUUGGCUGCUGAUUGUGAUGGAGAAGUAAACAAUGAUUAUGGACAAGAUUUAAUUAAAUUUUUAUAUACUCUUAGAGUAAUUCUAAGAGAUACAUUGGCAGUUGCAUAUAUAACUAUUCCGUCACAUUUAUUUGAUGAUGAACAUUUAAUGCCCAGACUUCUAUAUUCCAUAGAUAAUGCAGUCAGGAUAGAGUCAUUUGCUGGCUCUAGUCGGGAAACAAACCCUGUGUACAGUGACUACCAUGGCUUGUUCCAUGUCACUAAGUUGUCAGCUAUAUACUCACUUGUGCCUUAUGUACCUCCCAGUCUGGAUCUAGCAUUUAAAUUGCGUAGGAAAAAAUUCGUUAUUGAAAAAUUACAUUUACCACCAGAGCUGCAAGAGUCCAGUGAAAGAGAACAAGAUGACAUCACAGCAGUGCCUAAAGCAGUCAGCUGUGGAGGAUUUAAGAAAAAGGAUAUAGAUUUUUAAAUAUUUUUUUAUAAAUAAAAAAAU